AUGAAACUCAGAUACAGAAUAUAGCUUUCCAAGACUUACUUGAUAAAGACGAAAAGACAGAGUUGAUUAGAAGCUAUAAUGAGGAAACUCAUAAUGCGAGAGGGACUCUUGUUAAGCAAGAUAACCUCCAAAUUUCAAAGAUUGUAGAAGGUGAAGGCAUUCAAAAUCAUUUUUUCCCUGAAUACAUUAUCCAGGAGUGAGCCAUUCCUCCUAUAAAUAAUGAUACACCUGAGGGUCAGUUUCUGUAUUCACAAGAGUUUGUGGUGGUUAAAGACAAGUUCAAGCUUGGAGCUAAAGUAUUCCAGGCGAAUAACUCCAAGAAGGUUGAGAUAUCUCUAAGAAUCUACAAACCCAACGCUCGAGAGAAGCAAUACAAGGUUUUGCUGUACCACCCUGGAAGCCAAGAUUUAAUUGAUGAGUUUACCUUGUCUUUAGACAAGAACAAACAAGCUGAGAACCAUAUUUUGAUGACUUCAACAAUGAACUUAAACUUCGAAAAAUUGAAAGCAGACGAUGGGCGCAUAAUCUUCCUGCUUAAGGUCCGUCCAGCAAGCUAUUUGCAGGUAACUUUAGACCAACAAGACUAUAUUGAGCAACUAGAGAGAGCCAAUGCAGAGUCUAGUCUCUAAUUGAAUAGUCUUUUUCCAAAACAUUUAUGAGGAUUUCCAGUGUUUCUUAUUUCUAACACUUUAUUCAUGCUGUCUCA
This is a messenger RNA of Moneuplotes crassus, 706 nucleotides long. NCBI's taxonomy places the organism in Eukaryota, Ciliophora, Spirotrichea, Euplotida, Euplotidae. The record is from the annotation of a GenBank genome assembly.